Molecule: messenger RNA, 2237 nt
Organism: Gorilla gorilla gorilla (western lowland gorilla)
Lineage: Eukaryota; Metazoa; Chordata; Mammalia; Primates; Hominidae
Gene: DNAAF3
Product: dynein axonemal assembly factor 3
Exons: 12
Coding region: 75-1841 (588 amino acids)
Biological process (GO): motile cilium assembly; axonemal dynein complex assembly
Source: RefSeq, a predicted model, not a curated record
AUUGGCCAAAAGUUUGUAGAGGGCGGGCCUCGCUCACUCUCAUUGGUCAGUUGCUCGCUGUGGUCCCAUCCCACAUGCUUCCAUUGCUUGAUUCAUCGAAAAGGGAAGGGACUCUGGGCAGCGGUUGUGGAGUGCCGCGGGUCCACAGUGCUGCACUGAGCAGAGAGGAAGGGGCGUCCCGGGAUAUUUGGAGGUUAAAGGUGUGGGCAAGGGUGAUGACCACACCUGCCGGCUCCGGCAGGGGCUUCGGCUCCGUGUCCUGGUGGGGCCUGUCCCCGGCGCUGGACCUGCAGGCUGAAAGUCCUCCUGUGGACCCAGACUCCCAGGCUGAUACAGUGCACAGCACCCCCGAGCUAGAUGUGCUGCUUCUGGGCUCUGUGGAUGGACGGCACCUGCUGCGGACCCUGUCCCGAGCGAAGCUCUGGCCUCGCAGGAGGUUCAACUUCUUUGUGCUGGAGAAUAAUCUGGAAGCUGUGGCCCGACACAUGCUGAUCUUCAGCCUAGCCCUGGAGGAACCGGAGAAGAUGGGGCUGCAAGAGCGGAGCGAGACCUUCCUGGAAGUGUGGGGGAACGCGCUGCUGCGCCCGCCAGUGGCCGCCUUCGUGCGUGCCCAGGCCGACCUGCUGGCGCACUUGGUCCCCGAGCCCGACCGCCUGGAGGAACAGCUGCCCUGGCUCAGCCUCCGCGCCCUCAAGUUCCGCGAGCGGGAUGCCCUGGAGGCCGUGUUCCGCUUCUGGGCUGGCGGCGAGAAAGGGCCCGAGGCCUUCCCCAUGAGCCGCCUCUGGGACUCGCGGCUGCGCCACUACCUGGGCUCCCGCUACGACGCCCGGCGCGGUGUCAGCGACUGGGACCUGCGCAUGAAGCUGCAUGACCGCGGGGCCCAAGUCAUUCACCCCCAGGAGUUCCGACGCUGGCGGGACACAGGCGUCGCCUUUGAACUCAGGGACUCCAGCGCCUAUCAUGUGCCCAACCGGACCCUGGCGUCCGGUCGCCUCCUGAGCUACCGUGGGGAGCGCGUGGCAGCGCGCGGGUACUGGGGGGACAUCGCCACGGGGCCCUUUGUGGCCUUCGGCAUCGAAGCGGACGACGAGAGCCUCCUGCGGACCAGCAACGGCCAGCCAGUCAAGACGGCCGGGGAGAUCACUCAACACAACGUGACGGAGCUGCUCCGCGAGGUGGCCACCUGGGGGCGCGCGAGAGCCACCGGGGGGGACCCGGAGGAGCAGCAGCACGCGGAGGGAAGCCCGGAGCCAGGGACUCCAGCAGCCCCCACCCCGGAAUCUUUCACCGUCCACUUCCUGCCGCUCAAUUCUGCUCAGACUCUCCACCACAAGAGCUGCUACAACGGCCGAUUCCAGCUCCUCUAUGUGGCCUGUGGUAUGGUCCAUCUUCUCAUCCCUGAGCUUGGGGCCUGUGUGGCACCCGGAGGGAAAUUGAUUGUGGAAUUAGCCCGGUACCUGGUGGACGUGCGGCAGGAGCAGCUGCAGGGAUUCAACACCCGGGUCAGGGAGCUAGCUCAGGCAGCUGGAUUUGCUCCACAGACCGGGGCCAGGCCUUCAGAGACCUUCGCACGUUUCUGCAAGUCCCAGGAAUCACCUCUGGGCAACACUGUCCCAGCUGUGGAACCCGGAACUCCGCCCCUUGACAUCCUGGCCCAGCCUCUUGAAGCCAGCAGCCCAGCCCUUGAGGGCCUGACCCAGCCUCUGCAGGGGGGGACCCCACACUGUGAGCCCUGCCAGCUGCCCUGUGAGUCUCCAGGUUCACUCUCAGAGGUUCUGGCUCAGCCUCAGGGGGCCUUGGCUCCGCCCAACUGUGAGUCAGACUCCAAAACUGGAGUCUGACCCAACCCCUAGACACCCCUUAUCUCCAACUUCCAAAGUCAGGUUGUAGGAUGAGAACCCGCUGAUACCAUUCUAAGUCCGCUGCUAGAGUCCUCAAUUUUAUUCUAAUCAUUCCCACUCAGUACCCGCCACCCCCACCCCGGGAGUGUUGGUAGACUUUCAAAUUCCAUUUCUGAGAUUCUAUGGUCUAUUCCUAGAAUUCUAGAUUGUUCUCUCAGAAUUCCAAAUUCCACUUCUGAGGCUCUAAGCCCAGCCUAGGAUCUGACACUGAGUCUCAGGCCCUUGACUUUGGCCCCUUGUUCCCAGGCACCCUGUGGCUGACUGGGGGCUGGGGUGUCUCCUCACCAGGGCCUGGUCAGCACCCAGAUGGUUCAAGUAAAGCAAGUUGUGUCCACC